Messenger RNA from Arvicola amphibius (Eurasian water vole), 1267 nucleotides. RefSeq names its product phosphoserine phosphatase (gene Psph). The record is from RefSeq and is a predicted model, not a curated record. Gene Ontology annotation, biological process: L-serine biosynthetic process; dephosphorylation. The coding region runs from base 381 to 1058 and encodes 225 amino acids. The transcript is spliced from 7 exons. Gene Ontology annotation, cellular component: cytoplasm. Lineage: Eukaryota; Metazoa; Chordata; Mammalia; Rodentia; Cricetidae. Gene Ontology annotation, molecular function: magnesium ion binding; L-phosphoserine phosphatase activity.
AGCCGAGAUCUGCUGUUUCCAGUUGGAAACGCACAUGAGAAACUCUUCUGAAGCCACUGGACUCUUCAGAAGAUCCCAGACGAGCCUUGGGUGAGGACUGUGGUCUCCUGCACGGAUCACCUCCCUUAAGACGCAGUACUCGCGCGUCACGGCAGCUCCAGACCCCGUCGCUACCGGAAAGUUAUAGGCACAGGAACCGUGAAGACCAGCGCGGCCCAGGAACCGGGGCUCUUGCAAAACCCACAGAUAUUUCUUUAAAAACAAAACUCUAACUUGAGGUUUACUGUGCAUUUUUACCUUCAAAGGGGAAGAGAAAGACACUGUCACGCAGGAAUCCAGCUCUGGAGAAUCGUGAGUACUAGAGGAAAAUUCUUCCCAGGAUGGUCUCCCACUCCGAGCUGAGGGAACUCAUCUGCUCAGCAGACGCAGUGUGCUUUGAUGUCGACAGCACAGUCAUCCGAGAGGAAGGCAUUGAUGAGCUGGCCAAAUUCUGUGGUGUGGAGGCGGCUGUGUCUGAAAUGACACGGAAAGCCAUGGGAGGAGCAUUGCCUUUCAAAGAUGCGCUCACUGAACGCCUGGCACUGAUCCAGCCCUCCAGGGAGCAGGUGCAAAGGCUCCUAGCUGAGCACCCCCCUCACCUGACCCCAGGGAUAAGGGAGCUGGUCAGUCGCCUACAGGAGCGCAAUGUGCAGGUGUUCCUCAUAUCUGGUGGCUUUAGGAGUAUCGUGGAGCAUGUUGCUGCAAAGCUCAAUAUCCCAACAGCCAAUGUAUUUGCCAAUAGGCUGAAAUUCUACUUCAAUGGUGAAUAUGCAGGUUUUGACGAGAUGCAGCCAACAGCCGAGUCUGGUGGCAAAGGAAAGGUUAUUCGAUUUUUAAAGGAAAAAUUCCACUUUAAGAAAAUAAUCAUGAUUGGCGAUGGAGCUACAGACAUGGAAGCCUGCCCUCCCGCCGAUGCUUUCAUUGGGUUUGGAGGAAAUGUGAUCAGGCAACAAGUCAAGAGCAAUGCCAAGUGGUACAUCACUGACUUUGUUGAGCUCUUGGGAGAAUUGGAAGAAUAGUCUCAACUUCCUGCCCACUCAGAACAACUCCAGUCUCUCAGAGCUACAGUCAGGAGGUAGCUAGUUUUGUCUACUGCAGUUCCAAUAUUAAUAUGACUACUAAUUACCUGGAGAGUUUUAUACUCUGAAUUCUUUGUGUAUACUCCUACCUAUAUUUUACCUGGAGCUUUCUGAGGUGCGUGGUAAAUUAAAUGCUUUUGCUCUUGCAA